Molecule: messenger RNA, 1462 nt
Organism: Protobothrops mucrosquamatus (brown spotted pit viper)
Lineage: Eukaryota; Metazoa; Chordata; Lepidosauria; Squamata; Viperidae
Gene: TMEM150A
Product: transmembrane protein 150A
Exons: 7
Coding region: 27-848 (273 amino acids)
Biological process (GO): protein localization to plasma membrane
Source: RefSeq, a predicted model, not a curated record
UAAGGGUCCCCCUUCUGCACUCACUGAUGACUGCGUGGAUCAUCCUCCCUAUCAGCCUCUCUACCUUCUCAAUCACUGGAAUAUGGAUUGUCUACGCCAUGGCAGUCAUGAACCACCACGUGUGCCCUGUUGAGAACUGGUCGUACAACGAGUCAUGUUCUGCUGAUUCUGCCAAGCACGGCUACCCCAAAAGCUGCUGCACCUUGGAAGAUGUCCCUUUGAUCAGUAAAUGUGGCACUUACCCUCCUGAAAGUUGCCUCUUCAGCCUUAUUGGGAACAUUGGAGCUUUCUUGGUGGCCAUCAUCUGCUUCCUGCGCUACGGGCAACUUCUAGAGCAGAGACAGGCCUCCGGGGUGAACACAGCAGCCCUUGUCACAGGUUGCACCAACGCGGCUGGCCUGGUGGUGGUUGGGAAUUUUCAGGUGGAUUAUGCCAAAUCUCUUCACUACAUCGGAGCUGGUGUUGCCUUCCCAGCUGGCCUGCUUUUCAUCUGCCUGCAGUGCUUCCUCUCCUAUCACACGGCUGUUUCUGCCCUGGACUUCUGGAUGGCCCAUCUGCGUGUUUUCCUCUCCACCACGGCCUUCAUCGCUCUUGUCCUCAGCGGCGCCUUCUUUACCCACCAGAGCUUCCUCCUGCAGCACCUGGCCGCCAUCUGCGAGUGGGUCUUUGUCGUCAACAUUCUUGUUUUCUAUGGAACCUUCAGCUACGAGUUUGGUGCCGUCUCCAACGAGACCCUGGUUGCUGCCCUGCAGCACUCCAGCGGCCGAGGCUGCAAGUCGCCAGGCAGCAGCAGCAGCAGCCCCUCUGCCCACCUGAACUGCCACCCGGAGAGCAUUGCCAUGAUAUGAGGGCGGCGGGAGGGAGGGCCGGCCUAUCCCGCCCUCUCCGCUGCUCUGGCAGGCUGGCUUUUCUUUGGACCACUUUUUUAUACCAAGAUGGUUUUUUAAAGAAUACGUGGCUGCCUAGCCCAUCUGAGAAACUUCAUUUUCCAAACAUCCAGAGAUGUCCCAAGGAUCUCUUUGCCCACCUUCGCGUCAGGUCACCUUGAAGCGCUUUCUCUGCCGGAUCUCCUGCCACCCUUCACGGAGUGCCUCCAAGCCGGAAGGGGGCUCUUGUGCAUGUCGGGGUACCCAAGAACCCAGGUUCCUCUGGCAAAAAUUGUGCCUCACUGCCACCCCAUUUUCUUUCGAGGCAAGAGUUGCUUAAGCUCCAGAAGCAAAUUUAUUUGGGGGUGUCCUCUGUGCUGGUGGAAAUACACCCCUCCUCUUGUUCCAGGCCUUUCAAGAAAAUAAACCUGAAGUAUGGGAAAGAGACCCCCUCUGCUAUUUUCACAAACCCCCAACAUCAUACAGAGUUCCUUUCUCUCUUCAGCCCUGGGUAAAGUAGUUUGAUAUUUUGUAGAACUGUUUUGUAUCUUUACCUAUGUAAACGAAAUAUAAAAAGAGCUAUCAGGGGAAGACUG